Didymella exigua CBS 183.55 is the source of this 1074-nucleotide messenger RNA. RefSeq lists its product as uncharacterized. The transcript has 2 exons. Lineage: Eukaryota; Fungi; Ascomycota; Dothideomycetes; Pleosporales; Didymellaceae. Bases 58 to 1059 code for a protein of 333 amino acids. The record is from RefSeq and is a predicted model, not a curated record.
UUCUUUCCUACUUUUCUUGUCACUGUGUCAAAUACCCGGUUUUCCUUCGCGCUCAAUAUGGACCCAAUCUCCUCACUUACUAUUCAGUCAUGGACGUGCUACGCUAUAGUCGUAGCCAUCGUCUUCGCACGCUUAGUGUUUCGACGCAUCAUGCUCAAGUCGUUUGUAGAUCUGCAGGCCGAUGACUGGAUCAUGGUCUUCAUAUUACUUCCAUUCACGGCAGCAAUCGUCCUCAUGGUCCCGGCAGCCGACCAAAGAAUGACGAACAACCGUGUGUAUCGAUACGUGCUUGAGGAGCUCCAGAUCGUCAUCGCAUGGCUUGUCAAAGCAUGCCUGCUGAUACUGUAUUGGCGCAUCUUCCCUGUCGCAUUCAACACGCUCAGAAGACGCUACGUGCAAGUCGUCACGACAGUCUGCGUACUGUCAUUUAUUAUCACCCAAGUUUCGCUGCUAUCUUGGUGUCAGCCUUCCGAUCUGAGCGACCAGCAAUGCAUGACCUACCGAGGUCAUACCAUCGUGUCUCUGGCAUUCGAUGUCUUGACUACUGUCCUCGUUCUCAUAAUGCCAACACCUUUUAUCCCAACACCACGGCGCUUACUUCUUGCCAUCCUGAUGGUCGCCGGGAUCAUGACGCUUAUCUUCGGCAUCCUCGCUCGAUACUACAUCCUGGCGGCGCCGACAUCAAAAACACACGUCUUCUACUACAUCUACGAAACCACACUGCUCGUUGUCUUCGCCAAUCUUCCUUUCUUGACAUCACUUGUUGUCUCUACCACACCAGCACGCAUCCGUGAGUUCGGUCGCAGUAUUUCCUUUGCCCGCGAUGGCGUCCACAUGCUGCUAUCGCCAUGGCCGAGGAGUAGCAGAAUGAGUGUUCAGGACAUAGGAUCUCCGCUACAAAGAGUCGACCGGCUGGGAAGCACGGUGACCGUGACAAGCGGGACUUUGGAUAGAAAGGAAUAUUCAGCGUCUACGUCUGUGACGCGGCCAGGGAGCGCAAAGUGCGGAAGCGAAACGCUGGGCAGACCAGACAGUGGAAGAGGUUGGCCUUUAGCUUGAUGGCAGGCGUAUACA